This is a messenger RNA of Cucurbita moschata (crookneck pumpkin), 1144 nucleotides long. RefSeq lists its product as uncharacterized. The transcript has 4 exons. Lineage: Eukaryota; Viridiplantae; Streptophyta; Magnoliopsida; Cucurbitales; Cucurbitaceae. Bases 254 to 1048 code for a protein of 264 amino acids. The record is from RefSeq and is a predicted model, not a curated record.
AGACGUGAGAUUCGAAACCGGCUUGGAUUUUGUUUAGGGCAGUUAAUCAUAAGCUUAUCACUUGAUCAACCGACACAAUCCAAGGAAACCUUCGUCAAAGCGCUUUCUUCUUUAGGGCGCAACAAUACCGACACACACUGAUACCACGCGGCUUUCACAGUGCGGCCACCGAGACCGAGCCCAUGCUGGAGGGCACAAUCGGAGAAAGGCCCAGUUCCCAUAAUCGCCGAAGGGUGCAAACAAAGGGAGAGCUAUGGGGCUUCUUUCCAACAGAGUCAAUCGGGAAAGCUUGAAACCGGGUGAUCAUAUCUACUCUUGGAGGGCUGCUUAUAUCUAUGCCCAUCAUGGGAUCUAUGUUGGAGAUGACAGAGUUAUUCACUUUACCAGAAGGGGUCAAGAAGUAGGAACGGGGACCGUGCUUGAUGUCUUACUGGUAAGUUCAGGACCUGCUCGAUCCUUUGUACCGUGCGCUACUUGCAUUCCUGUAGAAGAAGGAAAUGGGGUUCUGUUUUCAUGUUUGAACUGUUUUCUUGCUGGUGGAGUGUUGUAUCGUUUUGAGUAUGCUGUCAGUCCUGCUCUCUUUCUUGCGAAAGCUCGAGGUGGAACUUGCACCCUUGCUAGCUCUGAUUCAGAUGAUCUUGUGGUUCAUCGAGCGAAAUAUCUACUCGACAAUGGGUUUGGAUGCUAUAAUGUAUUCAAGAACAACUGUGAAGACUUUGCAAUAUACUGCAAAACUGGACUACUUGUGGUUGAUCAGAGGACCAUGGGACAAAGUGGGCAAGCAGUUUCAAUCAUAGGAGGACCUCUGGCAGCUGUUCUUUCGACACCGCUGCGUCUUGUGACAACCAAUGUCUAUGGAAUGGCUGCAACAGCUGUUGGGGUGUACUGUGCCAGUAGAUAUGCUGCUGAUAUUGGGAUGAGGAAGGAUGUGAUGAAGAUAGCUGUGGAGGAUUUGACACAAAGGCUGGCUACCGGGCUCAUCCAGGUGGUGGAACCGCAGAUCUUACCUGCAAUGGCGCCGGUGUCUCACCUGCUCACAGACAGAUAAUUAAACUACCACCAUCUGUUGUUGUUGUCUGGUUUAAAAGAACAUAACUGUUGAACUGCUUAGAACUUCAGUGUUUAAGGAGGUACUAUUGUGGAA